Messenger RNA from Carica papaya (papaya), 1185 nucleotides. RefSeq names its product pectin acetylesterase 11-like. The record is from RefSeq and is a predicted model, not a curated record. Lineage: Eukaryota; Viridiplantae; Streptophyta; Magnoliopsida; Brassicales; Caricaceae. Gene Ontology annotation, cellular component: plant-type cell wall. Gene Ontology annotation, molecular function: pectin acetylesterase activity. Gene Ontology annotation, biological process: cell wall organization.
AUGGAAAGACUUCGGCGAUGGAUCAUAAAUAUAGUGGUUUGUGCACUGUUGUCGAUAACAACAGAAGGUGUAGGUGUAGGAAUUACUUAUUUGGAAAGUGCAGUAGCCAAAGGAGCUGUCUGCUUGGAUGGCACUGCUCCAGCUUUCCACUGGGAUAAAGGCUCUGGUUCAGGAAUUAAUAAUUGGAUGGUUCUAAUUGAGGGUGGAGGGUGGUGCCAAGAUAUUGCAAAUUGCAUUGAUCGCAAAGGUUGUGAUAGGGGUUCAUCGACAUUAAUGCGGAAGGAAUUUGGCUUCUCUGGUAUACUGGGUCCCCAGAAUCGCACUAAUCCAGACUUCUCCAAUUGGAAUAGAGUGAAGGUUAGGUAUUGUGAUGGCGCCUCCUUCACUGGUGACGUGGAAGCUGUUGAUCCUAUUAAUAGGCUUCACUUCAGAGGCGCAAGAAUUUGGCAUGCUGUAAUGGAUGAACUUCUAGAAAAGGGAAUGAAGAAUGCAGAAAAUGCAAUUCUCACAGGUUGUUCUGCUGGCGGAUUGGCAACUAUUUUGCACUGUGAUGAUUUCAGAGACCAUCUCCCAUCCACCACCAAAGUUAAAUGUGUAGCUGAUGCUGGCUAUUUUAUUCAUGGGAAGGAUAUCUCUGGAGGGUCAUAUGUUGAAUCUUUCUACAAGCAAGUGGUGUCUCUACAUGGAUCUGUGAAGAACUUACCUCAAUCAUGCACUUCAAGAACAAACCCACCUGAGUUGUGUUUCUUCCCACAAUACGUGAUUCCGCACAUGCACACUCCAAUCUUUAUUAUAAGCGCAGCCUAUGAUUCCUGGCAGAUCAAGAACAUUUUAGCACCGGGUCCUGCGGAUAAGCUUAGGGCAUGGGAUACUUGUAAGUUCGACUUCAGGACAUGCUCACAGAAUCAGAUGAACGUUAUUCAGAGCUUUAGAUACCAAGUCCUUAACGCACUGAAACCAGUUAUGGACAACAAACAACAUGGACUGUUUUUAGAUUCAUGCUACGCUCACUGCCAAGCUGGCGGUGAAGAUACAUGGAUGCUUGAUAAUUCACCUAUUAUUGAUAAUACGACAAUUGCAAAGGCAGUUGGAGACUGGUUUUACGAAAGAAAUUAUUAUAAUAAAGUAGACAACUGUGGCUAUCCUUGCAACCCGACUUGUCCAGAUCUUAACGAAGCAGAUUAG